AUGAUCCAGGGGCGGGCGAUUAGCCGCGCCACGCUCGAUACUCCUCAGAGCCCUAUCCUGAGCACAUCGGAAAAGCCAAGGAACUCAAUCAUGGGCGUUUCUGGCACCACCUCGUUUUCGGCCUCGGCUUUGCCGCAAAGAAAAACAACGAGCCGAUUCAAAGAGAAGACUCUUUGUCGAGAGAAGAAUUCCGAUGAUGUGGGGUCGACAAAGGCAAGGGGGCUCAUGCGAAAGCGUUCCCUUCAGAGUGCUACCACGCGAGCCCCUGGAACCGCCCGAAGCCGCGACGUCACCCCAACCAAACGCACCUCGCCUCCAAAGCCGAAGUUCCAAAAGUUGUACGGCGGAUCGAGCCCGAGGGAGGGGCGGUGUGCGACGGCGGGGGCGUCUCGUCGGCCAUAUUCGGCGGCAGGGAUAGGGGCGGCUCGCCCGCCGCAAGUGAACGAUAGGCAACUGCGCAAGCGUAAGGAGGACCUCCGACGGGAGUUGUAUGCGUGGAAUAGGGCUCUGGAGCAAAAGGAAGGCGAUAGCGACGCCGUUUGA
Phytomonas sp. EM1 is the source of this 543-nucleotide messenger RNA. The record is from the annotation of a GenBank genome assembly. NCBI's taxonomy places the organism in Eukaryota, Euglenozoa, Kinetoplastea, Trypanosomatida, Trypanosomatidae.